AAAGGAAGAAAAGGAAGAUCAAAGCAAGACCAGUCAAGCCCCUAAAUCUAAUUUCCAAUUUACAGGAAAUACCAGGGACAGAAAAACAUGUUAAAUGACACCACAGGGGUGCAAUCCACAAACUGUUACUUGGAUGAAACUCUCUGGGACAAAUGACUCAGUGUCUUCAACAAAUCAAUGGCAAGGACGGAAAAUGUAGAAUUAAGGAAAUAUAAGAGCUGUAUCAGUCAACAGCCGUGAAGCAAUGGAUGUCAUCUGCACCUUGAUAAGAAGAAACUAUAAAAACAAUACGUGGCAUAAUUGGGGACAUUUUAGCAGUGACCUGGGACAAGAAGGAAUCAUUCCAGGGUCUGGAGGAUGGCAGAGUCUGGAGUAGGACAAAUGAAGAUACCCCAUUCUGAGGUUCUGGCUUCUAUAGAAAGUGUCAUCCAAGACGUCCUCACCGCCCUGGGACAAAAUCGGGCUCCCGUGUUCACCAUAGACAACCGGUCAAGCUGGGAAAACAUAAAGUUUGAGGAUUCUGUGGGUCUUCAGAUGGCACCUCAUUGUACCAGGAGAAAAAUCAAAAGUGAUUCACCAAAGUCAGCUAAAAAUUUUGCUCUCAUUCUUAAAAUAUUGUCCAUGAUUUACAAAUUAGUACAGAGCAACAGUUAUGCAACCAAAAGGGACAUAUAUUAUACUGACAGCCAACUCUUUGGUAACCAGACUGUCGUGGACAAUAUUAUCAAUGACAUUUCUUGCAUGUUAAAAGUGCCAAGGAUGAGUCUACAUAUAUCAUCCACAUCAAAAGGUUUAAUUGCUGGCAACUUGAGGUACAUCGAGGAAGAUGGAACCAAAGUGCACUGCGCCUGCGGUUCGACAGCUGUUGCUGUGCCUUCUAACAUUCAAGGAAUUCGAAAUAUAAUUACAGACGCAAAAUUUCUGUUAAUUGUGGAAAAAGACGCAACCUUUCAGCGACUCCUGGAUGACAACUUCUGCAACAGGAUGUCUCCAUGCAUCAUGGUCACGGGAAAGGGGGUCCCUGACCUGAACACGAGGCUGUUGGUCAAGAAGCUGUGGGAGACACUUCACGUUCCUGUCUUCACCCUCGUCGACGCCGACCCGCACGGCAUAGAAAUAAUGUGCAUCUAUAAGUACGGGUCGAUGGCAAUGUCUUUUGAAGCCCAUAAUCUCACGGUUCCAGCUAUUAGAUGGCUCGGUCUCCUCCCUUCUGAUAUUAAACGGUUAAACAUCCCUAAAGAUACUUUAAUUCCGCUGACAAAGCGGGACCAGAUGAAACUGGACAGUGUCCUGAAAAGACCUUACGUUACGUGCCAACCAUUUUGGAGAAAAGAAAUGGAGAUCAUGGCAGACUGUAAGAUGAAGGCGGAGAUCCAAGCUCUGACCUUCCUCUCGUCAGAUUACCUUUCCAGAGUGUACUUACCAAACAAGCUGAAAUUCGGAGGAUGGAUAUAACACGUAUCUGAAUACACCUGGUGAUUCCAAGAGGCUUUUCAUUGCUUUUGUUUUCAGUAGUAGAUACUGUUGUGGAAAGAAUAUAUAUUCUUAACUCUAUAGAGAAAAAAUAAUUUUCCAUUAUAUUUUUUUGUCAAAACAAUUUUCUCUAGAAGUCUUUGUUUUAUCCUUCUUUGUAGAGAUUGAGUUCUAUCCUAUGUUCUAAAGUAAAUUAUAAAAGGAAGAGUAGAAAUUAUUUUGACUUUUAAAUUUUACUUGAAAAAAAAUGUAUACAUGUCAUCAAACUACAGAAAUAUCUUAUUUACUUCCUGCAAUAUGACUAAUGUUAAGGCAUAAAGUAUCUUCAGGAUGAAAACUAAUAAUAACCUAAAUUUGAGAGGUUGCAAAUGAAUCACAGUGUCUUUUUAGUUGCUUUUUCUUUUUCUUUUUCUUUUUCUUGGUGUAGGGGUUGUACCCCAUUCAUUCCCUUGUGAAAGUGGUGAAAUUUAUUAUGAAUAAAUAUUUGGGUUGAUGCAGACCAACCGAAGCACUUAA
Suricata suricatta (meerkat) is the source of this 1989-nucleotide messenger RNA. RefSeq names its product SPO11 initiator of meiotic double stranded breaks (gene SPO11). Gene Ontology annotation, cellular component: nuclear chromosome. NCBI's taxonomy places the organism in Eukaryota, Metazoa, Chordata, Mammalia, Carnivora, Herpestidae. The transcript has 13 exons. Gene Ontology annotation, biological process: meiotic DNA double-strand break formation; meiotic DNA double-strand break processing; reciprocal meiotic recombination. The record is from RefSeq and is a predicted model, not a curated record. Bases 358 to 1455 code for a protein of 365 amino acids. Gene Ontology annotation, molecular function: DNA binding; ATP binding; DNA topoisomerase type II (double strand cut, ATP-hydrolyzing) activity.